Molecule: messenger RNA, 935 nt
Organism: Oncorhynchus gorbuscha (pink salmon)
Lineage: Eukaryota; Metazoa; Chordata; Actinopteri; Salmoniformes; Salmonidae
Product: transmembrane protein 80-like
Exons: 5
Coding region: 10-924 (304 amino acids)
Biological process (GO): non-motile cilium assembly
Cellular component (GO): ciliary transition zone
Source: RefSeq, a predicted model, not a curated record
ACAUUCAACAUGGCGGCGAACAGAGCAGGCAAGUCUCCUGUUGUUCUGUCGUCUGUUCCUCUCCAGCUCCUGCUCUACCUUACUGCUCUUUACUAUGUAUUCUACUUCCUCUCUACAUUCUGCAUGAUCAUCUACAAGAGUCGUGUGAUGAGCUACCCUGAUGACCUCCUAACCCAGGACGUAGGUCUGCUCUUCUUCAUGGCUUGUCUUGAGCUGUUCCGACUCUACUGUGUGUCUACUCCUGACCCCAUCAAUUAUAGCUGCACAGACAGCACCUCCAGAAUCUCCUUCCACUCCUUCACUACCAAACCUUCACUACCAAACCUUCACUACCACUCCUUCACUACCAAACCUUCACUACCAAACCUUCACUACCAAACCUUCACUACCAAACCUUCACUACCAAACCUUCACUACCAAACCUUCACUACCAAACCUUCACUACCACUCCUUCACUACCAAACUUUCACUACUAGUCUUUCACUACCAAACCUUCACUACCACUCCUUCACUACCAAACUUUCACUACCAGUCCUUCACUACCAAACCUUCACUACCACUCCUUCACUACCAAACUUUCACUACCCGUUCUUCACUACCAGUCCUUCACUACCAGUCCUUCACUACCAAACCUUCACUACCACUCCUUCACUACCAAACCUUCACUACCAAACCUUCACUACCAAAUUUUCACCUCCACUCCUUCACUACCACUCCUUCACUACCAACCCUUCACUACCCCUCCUUCACUACCAAACCUUCACUACCAAACCUUCACUACCAAUAGCAUUCAGAAUGCUAGUGGUAUCCUGUCCCGGAGCUCUACGGACAAUUCCUUUGACCUCGUGGCUUGGUCUUUGCUCUGUCAACUGUAGGACCUUAUAUAUAGACAGGUGUGUUUCCAAAUCAUGUCCAAUCAAUUGAAUUUAUCACAG